CCUCCCUCCCUGCCUCUCUCCCAACCCAACCCAACCCAACCCUAGCCGCCCCAAUCUUCUUCUUCUUCUUCUUCUUCUUCUUCUUCUUCUCUCCUUGCUUGAAACACAGGCAACGGAUGGAUGGAGGCCUCUCCUUGCCUUUGCCCUUCUUCAUCACAAGAAGGCAAAAGGAUGGUUCAUGGAUGGAUGGAGGCCUCUCUUCUCUUCAAGACAAGAAGGCAAAAGGAGGAUUCAUGGAUGGAUGGACGGCCACCAUGACACGGUAGAUCCGGCCACCUCCUCCUUGGAUCUACAAUUUUUUUUUCUUUCGGAGCAAAAGUCGCCCUUGGAUCUGCAAGUUUUUGGGGCAAAGUCCGUCCAUGGUGUGCUACUCACCAUGCCCGUCAGGAUCCGCCAAGGUCUCCCUAGCCAUGCGGAGACGAACUCAGUUUCCUCUUUCUUUCUUUCUUUCCAAGAGGAAGGAAACUGGCCAUGGCCCAGCACCAUUUCGCCCGCCGACCAAGGCCAAGCACAAUUUCGCCCGCCGAAGGCCCAGGCGUCGCCGGACGACCAAGGCCCAGCACCAUUUCGCCCGCCGACCAAGGCCCAGCACCAUUUCGCCCACCGACCAAGGCCCAGCACCAUUUCGCCCACCGACCAGGGCCCAGGCGUCGCCCACCGACCAAGGCCCGGCACGACUACCCAGUCCCACGGCGCCGCCCACCCGACCCGACUCAUUUCCCUACUUCCUCUCCCCGACCCCUCCCCCAUCCCCAUCCCCAUCCCCAUCCAGAACCCUAGCUCCGCCUCCUCCACCGCCGCACCUCCAACCGCCGCCGCCGCGACACCGCCGGCCGGACUCCGAUGGCCAGCAGGAGGGGAGGCCAUGGAGAUGAGGGAGACCAGCCGGAUCAGGGAGAGCCGGCGGACCAGGGAGGACAGGCAGACCCCCGUGGCUACCAGGAGGAGACCUUCGCGGAUCGUGAGGAUUGGGACAGGUAUCGCGCGGAUGAGGGUGUUCUUCCAGGAAACGCGCCGUUGAACUCUUUCCUCGCGAGGAUCGCACGAGGGUUGGCAGCCAAAGCGCGCCAAGGAAGGCAGAUGGGACAGCACAUAUUUAACUACUUCAAAGCUGGGGACAAGGACAGCACCAACAUCUCGAGGGAUGAUUUCCUUGAAUUCAAAAAUCUUCUGGAGCUGUACCUAAAAGAAAUUAACUCUUCCAUAAAAGUCUCCAGUGCUGAGAAUGCCCUUGCGAUUGAGAAGUGCAUCGGUGCUCACUCCAAGGAUAUGGAGCACCUUCUGCAGCAGUUUGAAGCAAUGUCUGGUCAUGUUAAAGAGGCGGUGUCUAUGGGAGCGCGUGCUGAGAAGACAUCUUCAGAGAAUGCAGAAAAGAUUAUCCAGUUGCUUACGGAAAUUUCUGUCACUUUGAGGGAAGUUCCGCCUAGCAGUACUGGUUCAUUUGCUGACAGAUUCAUGCGGAUGUCGAAGUAUCCAUUCGAGGCAGGCCAGGUCUAUGAGCAGUUUCGACAGUACUUGGAAUUUCUUGGCGGAUUCUUAUUGCUUCUAGGAGUUCUGGAUCCAAAGGAUGAGCAACUGAAGGAGAGGUUCUUUGAAAAGUUCUUACCAGACACCACACCUGGGAUUUAUGAAGAUAUCUGCCGACAGGGUCGAGACCUCAUGUACAAGGAUUUCGCCUCUGACCUGAGCUUUCAGAUGUCAAUGCAGUGUGGUGAUGGUUUUGUUCUUACUUCAUCUGCCAAGAGAUCUCCAAUGGAUGACAAUGUGCAUGGCUGCCAGCUGAGACUUCGGCAGCCCCAACUGAGCCUUGAUUUCAAAUUUGAUACAACAAAACAUGUGAGCGCUAUAGUAUCUUUCCCUGGAGUGCUAGGCUGUGAUGUGAACCCUGUCCUUAAAGUCUGUUACCCAUUCCGGGACUCUUCGUUUAAUUUGGAUGCUCUUUAUCGGCAAGCUGGCUUUCGUGCAAUUGCUUCUAUGCACCCUGUUCGUGGUGAUGCAUUGGUGUCUCUGUCGGGCCUUUUUGGAUCCAGGAGGUUGAACUAUGGGGGUCUUAUGAAGAUGAAUUUGGGGAAUGAGGUGCCUAACUUUUAUUCCCUUGGUUGUUCCUUCAACACUGAAGCUUUCUCGUGUGGCAUCCAGUGUAAUAGCCAUGCUCAGGUGUUGAUGCUGUUAAAUCACAAGCUGGAGCCCUGUUCCUUAUUCAGAGACGCUGUGAGGAGGACCAACCUGGGAGGGGAUCUGUAUGAUCUGCUGGCACGGACCACUCCAUCGCAAACUAUGGUUGGCGCGCAAGCAAUUCAUUGCCUGGCAACUGGCUCGAGUGUGGUCAUGGUUGGUUGCGAGUAUGCUGAUCCGAGCACCCGCUUCAAGCUACGUGUGGGCAGUUCAGGCAUACUUAGUGCUGUUGUGAAGCACAAGUUUUUUGGGUCAGCAUGGGUUGCGCUGAAGUCACACUUCAACUUGAGGAAUAUCCGUGCCGCUCCUCGCCUCGGCCUGUCUAUCAGCAUCGGGGAGGCAUCGUCGUCAUCAUCUUAGUUGAGGAGGCAGGCAUUUGCAAGACCAGAGCUCUGGAAUGUUAUAGUUUAGUGGAGUAUCACGCUGCAAUGGUUGCUGGUUGGUGAUGGUGCCCUAGUCUCUCUGGAAGUUGGUUGCAGGAGCCUUUAACUUGUUUGGAGAUAGGUUUUGCUGUGUCGUAAACAGCAGUGAAAGUUUUGAUGAUGAUGAUGAUUUUGCUGUGUCGUAAACAGCAGUGAAAGUUUUGAUGAUGAUGAUUUUGCUGUGUCUUAAACAGCAGUGGAAGUUUUGAUGAUGAUGAUAUGAUGAAGUGGAUAUUUUAGA
Molecule: messenger RNA, 2838 nt
Organism: Triticum aestivum (bread wheat)
Lineage: Eukaryota; Viridiplantae; Streptophyta; Magnoliopsida; Poales; Poaceae
Exons: 12
Coding region: 844-2535 (563 amino acids)
Biological process (GO): monoatomic anion transmembrane transport
Cellular component (GO): mitochondrial outer membrane
Molecular function (GO): voltage-gated monoatomic anion channel activity
Source: RefSeq, a predicted model, not a curated record